GGACAUUCUUAUAGAUAAUCUCUUGCUCUAUCAAUCUUAUCAUUUUGGGGUUCAGGAUGAAGAACUGAAAGACAUCAAAGUUGAGGUAAAAGAGGAAGAAGAGGAGAUGAUGGUGAGUGGAGAUCAGCAGUCUAUGGAGGAGUCGCAGAUGAUUACGAAAAGUGAACAGGCGGAAUCUUCACUUUAUAUCGACACAAGUGGACACUACGUCUCGAAAAAUAUAUCUUCAGAAUAUAAAGCCACAUCACAAUGUUCUCCCGGAGUAAAACGCAUUACACAAAUAAUACAUCAUAAAACCUAUCAAAUGGAGAGAUCCUGGGAUUUCUCUGAUCCUGAGGAAUCUUCUGAUGAUCCACAUACUAUUAUUAUUGAAUCUCACAGUAUAGAUCCAUCAACAGAUCCAUCAAAUCCCGAGGAAUCUUCUUUAAACCAUGAAGGAUCUCACACAGGAAAGCGCUCCUUGUCAUGUAGAAUGUCUGGGAAAGCUUUGAAAGAAACUGGAGAGCCUCGUAUACAACAGAAAUGUUAUAAGCCUUACUCAUGUCCGGAGUGUGGGAAAUAUUUCAAUCAGAAAAGCACCUUAAUUAUUCACCAGAGAUCUCACACAGGAGAACGUCCUUAUUCUUGUUCAGAAUGUGGGAAAGGUUUCAUUCAGAAAGGAACCCUUCUUAAACACCAAAGAAUUCAUACGGGUGAGCAUCCCUACGCAUGUUCAGAGUGUGGGAAACGUUUUAGUUUUAAGGAAGUACUUACUCGACACCUGAGAAUACACACGAGUGAGCAUCCCUAUUCGUGUCCAGAGUGUGGGAAGAGUUUCAAAUGGAAAGGAAAUCUUCUUAUACACCAGAGAGGACACACGGGUGAGCUUCCUUUCUCGUGUUCAGAGUGUGGGAAAGGUUUCAUUCAGAAAGAACACCUUCUUGUACACCAGAGAAUCCACACAGGGGAGCGUCCCUUCUCGUGUUCAGACUGUGGGAAAGGUUUCAUGAAGAAAGACCACCUUCUUCAACACCAGAGAAUUCACACGGGUGAGCGUCCCUUUUCGUGUUCAGUGUGCGGGAAAAGGUUCCCCCAGAAACGUUCCCUUUAUCAACAUCAGAAAAUUCACGUAGACUAACAACCUUUUUUACAUUCAGAUGGAGAAAUAUAGAUUGGGGCAAGAGUGACCACCAGAGAACGUGUGUGUCCUACCUUGUAUUUAGAAUGUGAAACAUGUUUCGAUUAAAGAAUAUCACUUAUUGUACACCAGAA
Molecule: messenger RNA, 1251 nt
Organism: Rana temporaria (common frog)
Lineage: Eukaryota; Metazoa; Chordata; Amphibia; Anura; Ranidae
Product: gastrula zinc finger protein XlCGF7.1-like
Exons: 2
Coding region: 107-1117 (336 amino acids)
Biological process (GO): regulation of DNA-templated transcription
Molecular function (GO): RNA polymerase II cis-regulatory region sequence-specific DNA binding; DNA-binding transcription factor activity, RNA polymerase II-specific
Source: RefSeq, a predicted model, not a curated record